CAGCACCUGUUACUUUGUGAUUGCUGCCCCACCCACUCUUUGACUGGAAAGAGAGCAAGUGUGUGAAUUUGUUUGUGCCGUUUCUUAGGUUCUCUUCUCCCAAAUCCUGGGGGACGAUCAUCGUUGCAACAUGGUUUGGCUUUUGAUUCUCUGGGUUGUCCAAGGUUCUACUGCCUCGAUGGGGCCACGUCGCAGACAAAAUGAUUGGUAUAAAACACCUGAAACCAGAGAAGAGGACUUACAGUUCGACCUUGCUAUCAUGGAGGGAGACAUUCUGGUUUCGGUGAGUCUAUGAUCCCUGCUUUCUCUCCUGUUACUUGCAUCUUUUAGGCUGAUGAAUCCGAUUGAUACCACCUUCUGGUAUACACAGCCUGAAGCUAAUGACUGCAAAAUAAUUCAAACCAGAUUGUUGAAUAGAAGUACAUUUGAACUUGCUCUACCGGUUGGUUGUCCAUGGUGUUGGUCCUUCAGAUGGUCAAAAUUUGAGACCCAAAAUAUCCACAGGAAAAUACACAACGCCGGCAUACUACUAAGUGAUAGAAAUUUCAACAUCAGUACCGCCACUCUAAAAAGUUGUGUUAACAGUACUUUCCUGUGGAUAUUUUGACCAUCUGAAGGAUCAACACCACGGACCACCAGUAGAGUAAGUUUCAAUGUCAUUUUAUUUAACAUUCUGGCUUGUAAAGAGAACUGAAAUGAUUUUGCAAUCAUUAGCUUCAGUUUGUAUACCAGAAGGUGGUAAGUGCCUUCCCGAAAGCAUUCACACCCCUUGACCUAUUUCACUUUUUUAUUUGUGACAGCCUGAAUUCAAAACGGAUGAAAUAAAAAUUCUAACCCGUCUACACAAAAUACCCCAUAAUGACAGUGGAAAUAUUUGCGUGAUUAUUGAAAAUGAAAUGCAAAAAUAUAUGUCAAUUCUUUGUAGAAGCACCUUAGGCAGUGAUUACAGCUGUGAGUCUCUCUGGGUAAGUCUGAGCUUUCCACACCUGGGUUGUGCAACAGUUGCCCACUUAAUUCUUCAAUUAUUUAAGCUGUCAAAUUGGUUGUCCAUUUUCAGGUCUUGCUGUAGAUUUGUCAAAACUGUAACUCGGCCACUCUGGAACAUUCUGUCUUGGUAAACGACUCCAGUGCAGAUUUGCCCUUGUGUUUUAGGUUAUUGUUCUGCUGAAAGGUGAAUUAUUUUCCCAGUGUCUGGUGGAAAGCAGAAGAUACCAGGAUUUCCUCUAGGAUCUUGCUUGUGUUUAGCUCAUUCUGUCUUUUUUCGUUUUUAUCCUGAAACUACCCCAGUCUGCAAUGAUAAGCAUACCCAUAACAUGAUGCAACCACCACUGCUUGACAAUAUGAAGAGGUGUGAAAUACCCAGCAACGUUGCAGUUCUUGACACACUCAAACUGGAAGACCGAUUAGCUGUGAAGUCACUUUGGCCGGAGAAUGAAGGCGUCACUUCUAUCCCCUACAAGAUCAACGGUGAUCUGGUGGACAGAAGGGAGACUAUGCUAGCAGCGUUCAAGAUGAUUUCAGACCAGACGUGUAUCCUCUUCCACGAAUACACCAAUGAGAUUAACUACAUAGAGUUAAUCUCUGGGACAGGCUGUGCGUCGUAUGUAGGUUUUCAGGGCGGGGCCCAGCCUCUGUACUUCGGUAGUGCCUGUAAUGUGGGGAACCUGUGUCAUGAGCUGAUGCAUGCCCUGGGCCUGCACCACGAGCACACACGGCCAGACCGUGACCAAUACAUCACCAUACAGUGGGACAACGUGGUCUCGGGAAAAGAAGAUAACUUUAAGGUGAAGGAAGGAGACACUCAGGAUCUGCCCUAUGACUACGACUCCAUAAUGCACUACGGAACUUAUUACUUCUCAUCAAACCGGAACCCCACUAUUGACUCCAAGAAGAGUGGAGUCCAGAUUGGACAGAGAAAUCACCUGAGCCCCCUGGACAUAGCACGCCUUAACAAACUCUAUCAAUGUGAAUAACAAUGCACAGUUUAGCAUUUAUUACACCAUCGAAGAAGAUUCCAACACCACUGCUGCCGACUGAUUCCAACACACAUGGCACUGACAUCCUAACUUCUCUUCACAACAAUGAAUAAGUUGGACAAGUCCCUUAAAGCUUUCUGAUGUAUUAUACGUGUGGCUGGCUGCAGGCAGUGGUUUUAUUUCUCCUGUGUACUCUUGCUGCCUUGAAUUAGGCCUAUACCACUGCACUUGUCUUGGAAAUAAAUAAAAUGACCAUAGACUGAAAA
Messenger RNA from Oncorhynchus kisutch (coho salmon), 2242 nucleotides. Its product is annotated as astacin-like metalloprotease toxin 1. Gene Ontology annotation, biological process: proteolysis. NCBI's taxonomy places the organism in Eukaryota, Metazoa, Chordata, Actinopteri, Salmoniformes, Salmonidae. Bases 1314 to 1973 code for a protein of 219 amino acids. The transcript has 10 exons. Gene Ontology annotation, molecular function: metalloendopeptidase activity; zinc ion binding. The record is from RefSeq and is a predicted model, not a curated record.